Molecule: messenger RNA, 651 nt
Organism: Bipolaris maydis ATCC 48331
Lineage: Eukaryota; Fungi; Ascomycota; Dothideomycetes; Pleosporales; Pleosporaceae
Biological process (GO): protein import into nucleus
Cellular component (GO): nucleus; cytosol
Molecular function (GO): nuclear import signal receptor activity
Source: RefSeq, a predicted model, not a curated record
AUGUCCUCUCCUGUAGGCAUAAUAAUCUCCGGCCGCCCUGUCAUUACCGAGCCUUCGUCCAUCAUCUCGCCCACGCAAUCGGCAUUUCAGAUUCCCUCGCAGCCUUCCUUCUCCCACAUUGUCGUCUUUCUCCUGCCUGGAGUCACACUUCCAGAUGGCACUGCAGCUGCCGUAUAUGCCCAACUACCCGGCACAACCGAAUUCAAACUGCUCGGUGCAAUCGCCAACGAAAAGCCCAGUGCCAUCUUCAAAGUGAACACCAAAGCGGGAAAUCUCGGCAGUGACGACUCCAUGGUUGACGAGGGGGUUUCUAUGGAUGCAGCAAAUGGAAGUACUGCGCCACUGGCCCUUGGAAUAAGCGUUGAACCUGCGCAACAAGUCGCAGCUGCCAUAGAGCAAAACAAAGCGCAGGCUACUGCACGGCCGCAACCAACAGGAGCAAUUCAGGGCAAUGAGUUGGUACUCAGGGGGCAGAGGAGUGUCGAGACAAAAGUUCUCGCACAGAGAAUCAUCAAGAAUUGCUACGACUUCUUGACGAGCUGGGGUACGGGGGAUACAGUACCACUCAAGGCUUUCCAGGCGUGGUGGACCAAGUUUGAAGGGAAAAUUGAGAGAGACCCAGGGUUUUUGGAGAGAGGCGAUGGAGGGUGA